GACUUACGAUUUUACUUAUACGCGUAUCUUGAUUUAAAGGAAGGACAAUAACAGCAGGAAAAUUACCUAAAGGAUGGGUUCAUCUAACUCAAGAUCAAGAAAAAACGAUAAUCCCCUAUUAAGAAGUAGCAAAUUUUAUUACAUGCAAAAGACUCCCCUUUUUAAUGGCUUGCUUUAUCGUGUUUUUGACCCAACAGAAGGCGCAUGGCUUUUCAUAAGUAAUACCAAAGACUAUGAAUUUCGCAUCAAAUAUUUAUUUGGACCUAAUAGUCUUGUUAACCCACUAGAUGAUACCACAAUAGAAACGAUGGACGAUGGUUUUCAAUGUGAGCUUUAUCUUUACCCAUUCGAAGCCAAACUUUUUGUUCAGGGAGUUAUUGAUGGAUUUGAAAGCAAGCUGGAAGCCCUGCCUUUGUCGGAAGAAUAUUUCGCGAUGCAUCCAGAAAUAGAUGAAGUGAAAUAUAACUCUCGACUAGACCCACAAAAUAGCAAAUAUUUUUGAAAUUUAUUUUUCGUUUUUAGCCCUUCUAAAAUUUAUGAAUGCGCAUCUACAUAAAUCUAGUUAUUCUGAGGAAGGUGACCAACAUAUGUAUCUAUGUUAUUUAUAUUAGCAUGGUGUGAUGACAUUUUUUUCAGAAAACUAGGACUGAACUAAAAUGUUUGUUUCAUUUAACACUUGUGUGCUGACGUAAUUUAUUGUGGGUAAAACUUGUAUUAGCUAUUUCUCUAAACCCAAGUUGAUUGUUUAUUAUUAAACCUUUUCUACUUUCUCAUUGUUAACUGCUUUAGUUUAAACUUGUAAUAAAUAUAUAAUGACAGUUGAUAUAAAUAUUUCCAUUUAUGUAUAUGCGAUUGAGUAACCACAUAUCCUUGUCUAACUCAAGUUACGCAUGCCUUUCAUCGUAUCUACUAUUUUCUGUAUUGCUUUCUGUUUGUUCACUAAAAUAUACAUGUUUAUCCCCCAUUAUUCAUGUCCUUUCACAGGACUGAAUCCCAACGGAAUGUUUAUAAUUUCCAUAUUUUAUAUUUGGAAUAUCGAACACCCUGCUUCAUUGUAAAAUCAGCUAUCUUUUUUUUAAAGGAAAGAAUAUUAUUCUUUUAUUUUUUGUUAGUGUGUAGUUGUUUGAAUAGACUGAUUAGCAAUAUUAUGUGUCGUGAGCAUCACAU
Phytomonas sp. Hart1 is the source of this 1167-nucleotide messenger RNA. The record is from the annotation of a GenBank genome assembly. Lineage: Eukaryota; Euglenozoa; Kinetoplastea; Trypanosomatida; Trypanosomatidae.